Porites evermanni is the source of this 9089-nucleotide messenger RNA. NCBI's taxonomy places the organism in Eukaryota, Metazoa, Cnidaria, Anthozoa, Scleractinia, Poritidae. The record is from the annotation of a GenBank genome assembly.
GUUUAGUGGCAUUACAAAGAAGACACUUGAAAAUGUUACUACAACAUUAGAUGAUGUCCAAAAAUGUUUAAUCGAUCUUCUGCCGCAUGAUGCAAUUCUGAUCGGACAUUCCUUGGAAAAUGAUCUGCGAGCCUUGAAGGUGAGUUCAUUUCACAGUUUAGUGUAAACUGUUGUCCGGUGUUUUGAAAGAAAAUAAAAAACGUGACCAUUAUUCCACCAAGAAAGGUUUCUCUCUUUAUCCAUUCGUUUUGGAUUCCUAAAACGCAACUUAUGUAAGAUGCGUCUAAUUUCCCUGGUAACAAAAUACCCUUGAAACCUUCAAUCUUUAAGGUAUUCUUAUUUCAUCUGUCAAGAUAUUCUCUGAUUGUAUACAAAUCAUUGUAUUUCUCUAAUGUGUACCUUAUAUUUAUUUCUUUCUAGCUGCAUCACAGACGUGUGAUUGACACUUCAGUCUUAUAUGACAGUAGUAGUGGUCCUUUAUUUAAAUCUUCACUCAAAUGUCUCACUAAACAGUUUUUGAAGUAAGUGUUCAAUCGCGUGCGUACUUUCCACCUUUUUCCAAGGGCAUCUUAGUAAUUUCCAGUUUGUUUAGUGGCAAUAUUCAUUUGUAAUCUUUGGCCUGCACUUCUGUGUUUCUUGCGAUGUAAUUGAAACUUUUUCUAUGUACAGUAAAAAGAUUCAAAAUGGAUCAGAUGGCCAUUGUUCAAUCGAAGAUGCUAAAGCCUGCAUGGAGUUGGUUCAGCUGAAAAUUAAAAAUGGUAAAUUUGUUUACUUUAUCUUCACAAGAGAACAGAUUUCUGACUCCGUGCUGUGUGUUACAAGACUCGAAAAUCCAUCUUUUAGAGCUGGUGUAGUAUUAUACUACGCUAAUUCCCAAAACUAUCAGCAAGAAAACGCGUAACAUUUCCUCAAAGCAAUACAUACUCAUUACCUCACCGCAUAAUAUUAAGUAAUAGGAAUGCAACGAGGAGAAACGUUGAAGUUCUCAACGGCCACCAGGAAAUGGGGUGGGUUUAGAUCGCGAAAAUUGUCCGUGGUCCCGGAGCACCAUCAUUAAAAAUGACCAUUUUUCAGACGGAGUGGCGAAUCUUAUAGUCGAGGGGCGCAAAGCAUUACAACCGCUGCGAGCAUGCGCGAUCCCGCGAGGAAAUGCGCAAGAUUAUAAAGAAUUCUUGUGACGAGCUAAUUAAUUAUGCAGUGAGAAUAGUGGCUCGAAUGUGAGUAGUAGAAAUGUAGAAGACUAAUGCUUGGGUUACAUCUCGCCUGAUUUGUAGACCUCUGCAUUUCUCCAAGUUUAGUUUUUUCAUCAGUUGUCGAGUGGACAUACCAAGUUUGCUUGAGAGGCCCCGAGGGAAGUUACACCUGGCAAAGCGUUUCAUGUUUUCUUAAUUCUAUUUUUUCCUUGCCUUGUUAACGUUAUUCCUUGUUUGUUUGUUUUUUAGGUCCAAACUUUGGAAAACUGUCAAUGAAUAAAGAAGGGUAUGCAAACUUAGUUCAAAAUAUUCACUUACAGAUAAUUCCAUCAGUUAUUUGUUAGAAAAAGGAGGCCCGGCCCGUAAACACUUGCUUAUCAUGAGACAAAGUUCUCUCUGCUUUUUAUAACAGGUUUUUUAAAAGACGAUCACUCUCCGCAUUAACAUUUUGGAUUUUUGGUGUAGGCUUUUUCUUGCAAUUGUUUUUAAGAAAGCAAAUCAUAUCUCAGUCAAGGGUGGUUCAUGUUUAGUACCCUACAGGCUUGAAACAAAGCUGAUGGUAAUCGACAUAGAGUGGGCUUUUUUGAUCCCUUUUUUUAUUCCUUUACGUUUAUUUUUAUUACUUGCCAAGCCCUUCUUUGGAGUAAAACCAUUUUGGAGUUUUUACAAAUAAUAAAUGUAUGAAGAAGGAUUUGUUGCCAGUCACAGCAGGGGAUGAAGAAUACUGUCUCUCUCGCCUCAGGCGCCGCUACAGCGCAGAAAAAAAUCGCAUGUAUAAAGGUUGCUUCAAGGGACUAGUAAUUGGUGCACUGGCAUUUCUUUCGUUUUCUUUAGACAGAUGGUGAGAGUUAAUAUAGGAAAUGAUGAAUACAUAACUUAAGUCAUCGUUUCUCUUUUUACGUGAUAUUUAUCAACAGGUUAUUUGAGAGGAUCGCUCGCAAAGGAAGGAUAGGUAUAUUAGACACUUUUCCUAUAGUUUAUAUUAUUAUUAUUAUUAUUAUUAUUAUUAUUAUUAUUAUUAUUAUUAUUAUUAUUAUUNUUUCUUAAUUCUAUUUUUUCCUUGCCUUGUUAACGUUAUUCCUUGUUUGUUUGUUUUUUAGGUCCAAACUUUGGAAAACCGUCAAUGAAUAAAGAAGGGUAUGCAACUUAGUUCAAAAUAUUCACUUACAGAUAAUUCCAUCAGUUAUUUGUUAGAAAAAGGAGGCCCGGCCCGUAAACACUUGCUUAUCAUGAGACAAAGUUCUCUCUGCUUUUUAUAACAGGUUUUUUAAAAGACGAUCACUCUCCGCAUUAACAUUUUGGAUUUUUGGUGUAGGCUUUUUCUUGCAAUUGUUUUUAAGAAAGCAAAUCAUAUCUCAGUCAAGGGUGGUUCAUGUUUAGUACCCUACAGGCUUGAAACAAAGCUGAUGGUAAUCGACAUAGAGUGGGCUUUUUUGAUCCCUUUUUUUAUUCCUUUACGUUUAUUUUUAUUACUUGCCAAGCCCUUCUUUGGAGUAAAACCAUUUUGGAGUUUUUACAAAUAAUAAAUGUAUGAAGAAGGAUUUGUUGCCAGUCACAGCAGGGGAUGAAGAAUACUGUCUCUCUCGCCUCAGGCGCCGCUACAGCGCAGAAAAAAAUCGCAUGUAUAAAGGUUGCUUCAAGGGACUAGUAAUUGGUGCACUGGCAUUUCUUUCGUUUUCUUUAGACAGAUGGUGAGAGUUAAUAUAGGAAAUGAUGAAUACAUAACUUAAGUCAUCGUUUCUCUUUUUACGUGAUAUUUAUCAACAGGUUAUUUGAGAGGAUCGCUCGCAAAGGAAGGAUAGGUAUAUUAGACACUUUUCCUAUAGUUUAUAUUAUUAUUAUUAUUAUUAUUAUUAUUAUUAUUAUUAUUAUUAUUAUUAUUAUUAUUGUUAUUAUACAUGGUACUCUCUAAACUGCCUUAUUGGCUAAGAUCCUACAGUUAAUUUUGGUAAUAAGCACAAAGUACAGAUUAGUUUCGUGUGCGCGCAAUGCACAAUUUCCACGUGCAAUUUGAAACUAUGUUCCUUGGUGCGGUGUGUUUGUCGUUAUUUUCUUCAGUACAAUUCUGACUAGAUUCGGCUUUUGUGAAAUCCGGUAUAAUCAAGGACUCGGUAAGUGUUAUAAGCCUUUGGCCUCGGUUGACAAAACUUACCUCGAUCUUGAUUAUUCUGAAAAAAAAAACGCAUCCAAUAAUGAUUAUCCCUGGAUUCGCUCUGGCGAAGGAGUAGCGCUGGAUACUUCACGUUUAAAAUCACUCUGACGGUGAUCCGUUCACCUUACAGUUGACCUUCGUGGCAGCCGUUUCCGCAGGAGUUCGUCGAGUUGGAAAGGGAGCUAAAUAGAAUCCACCUUUUUUGCUCUCGGCCCUCACAGUUUUCUUGGUUUGACUGUAACUCAGUUGGUAGACAGCAAAUUACUUCUUCACCGAAGGCCGCACUCUUUAUUUAUUGCUUUUUGGUUGGUUGUUUCUUUGUUGUUUGGCUUGUAAUGAAAAAACUAUACAAGCAGAAACUCGUUGGUAGGAAUCUCUCACCCAUGGAGCUUAUUUAGUUGUUUUUAGCAAGUGUUUAAUUGUUUUUGGAUAUAUAAGCUUGUUGCAUCAAACAAAGCGUUUACGUGGUAGAAGAAUUAAGACUGAUUACUCUCCCAAGAGAAGAUCCCGAGAAUAAAUUUUUAAAUCUAUUUUUGUGUGAAUAGCCCAGUGAUUUGAGGCUAACCAACUAACCGACGUCUCAUACCGACCGGAGACUGUCGUCGUGAGUCGUCGUGACCCACGAUGAUUCAAGAUGAUUGGAGACUAAUCCUAUUAUUAUGAUCUUGUACUAUUCGUAGGAGCCAUGCUUGACUCCCCAGGAGUGUUAAGAAAAUUUUGUAGUGGUGCAAGACACGCCGUUUCAUGUACUUCAGAUGACGAGGUAAUGUCGCUUCUUAAAAACUAAACUCCUUUGGGUUAAUCAUCACCGUACCUGGGGAGUUUUUGAAACUUUCUCGUUUGGUGAUAAUUAAAAGUGGCUCUGAGCUUUACCCACGGGGGGCUCUCACAUUCGAUCAGGUUACAAUACCGUAUUUCCUCGAAUAAGCGUCCUCCCCCGAGUAAGCGCUCACCCCCUAGGCCAAAAUAUCAAAUAAGCGCCCCCUCGAAUAAGCUCCCCCUUUCCCUUUGUGUAAUGGGACUUCAGUACGCUUGAUAACCAAUGCCCUCCUCGAUUAAGCGCACUCUUUUUUAAAAACGCCCCUUCUUUGAACCGAAAUUUUCAAUAAGCGCCCGAACUCUUAUUCGAAGAAAAACGUUCUUAGAAUAAUGAUCAUUUACUUUAAUAUCGAUAGGAGAAAUUUGCUUUCUUUUGCGGCCAUUUUGAACUUUGCGGUCUGCUGGUACGACAUCUGCAACCAAGAAAUCUUCGGAGCCGCUCGUAUCUCUGAUAAUAUGUCGCUUCACACUCGGCAAGCGAUUGGAUCUUCCGAGAGUUUUUCGACUGUCCCAGACCCCCGAUAUUUCUUGGCUCCAGAUCUCGCACCAUCUGACCGAAAAAUUCGAAACGGCCGCCAAAGAAAACAAAAUCCACUCAUCGAUGAAGUAAGUUAAAUCUUUAUCUAAAUGUUUUAACCCGAUCGAAUGUGAAAGCCCCCAUGUGUUAGCACCUGUAGGCGCUUAUUAGGCCACCAAUGACCAUUGUCCUUAUUUCUAGGUGGUGUCCCAGGCGGUGGAGCUAGUCAAAACCGCAGAUCUGUUGUGGGCUCAUUUACAUCAACCUGAAAUGUUUCUCAAAGGUCAGCGGCAUUAUAAUUGCAGACGGAACCUUUAUUACGUUCUUUUAAACGUCUCAAACUGAUGCAUACAUUUCAUUGAGACAAGAAACUAUUUUGAACCAACUUUUGUCUCAUAUCUUCGCAGGGGAAACGUGUAACGAUGAGGGAAAAGAAGAUCAAAGAUGGAAGGUAACUUAUUGAAAUAAGUCCUUGUUUAGUUUUAUAGGCUAGGGGAAAAGAAAUGUUUUUGUAAAAAUGACUGGACUGCUUGUCAAAAAGUGUUAAAAGAUUUUUUGGUGGCGGAAGGGGGUGGGAGAUAGUUUCCAGGUUAUUUUAUGUUUUUGAAGUAUCGGCUCAAAGUGACGGCAGUGUCUUUAACAAUUUUGUGUCUCCUUGUAGAGCUGUAUUGGCAGGCUAAUAUAGGAUAUGCAGUCUGGAAACAUUUACUUCAAACAGUUGUUACAAAUUUGGUCCCGAGUGUUCUGAGGUUCCUGACUUAAACAAAGCACCUUGGGCGUCACAUUUGUGAAGUUGUUUUCUUUUUGUCAACAGGAAGUGCUAAAGUCGGUAGACUCUAAAAUCCUACAAAUUCACCAGGCCCUACCGAAAGACACUUUGUUUUUUGUGAUGUUUGGUUGCGGGGAUUUAUCUCUCGUCACAAGGCAAGUUGUUAUUUUACGCAAUUUUAGAUAUCGUAAAUCCUACCUAGCUACUUUAAAAUGGAAUCUUGAGCCAGUUAGUUAUUACAAUGUUUAGACGCCGUUUAAGUUGUUUGGUUGCGCGAUAAUCCUGCUACAAGUUUAAUUGUUUGAUAGGCAUUGGUCAGUUACUAAGUCCAGGAGUGUUUCACUAAGUUUCCACAAAAAUCACCUUUCUCAAACCCUGAAGGUUACUGGAUAGCAGCAAAGUAACGAUAAAGAUCCUUAUUUUACGUGGGAAAUGAACCGGUAAUAGUGCACAUUUGACAGACAAAGAUGAGGCCGACGGUGCAUUCGUUUUACCUCCUUCUCUCCAUCAGUUCUCCUUUUUACUGGUGUUAAAAGCUACUUUUAAAAAGCUACAAGGAAAAGAGUAAAAGACGAAACAAGGAUUGAGGUCCCACCUGGAAAUCGAACUCGAAAUCUUCCGCACAGAAGGCCGCGCACGUUAGCUUAUCAAGAAACAACCUACCCAAGGCUUAUAGGGCUUCAUCAAGAGAGGAUAAAGGGGACAGAGAAGGCAUCCCCCAUACACACCCUAUUCCAUAGGUAAUUCGUCUCGAGUUAUUUUUAGAAUCGGGAUCAAAAAGCUACCUCGCGCGCAGCGUGGAUGUUUCGUGGAGGUUUCGCAUGACUAAACGCCGUGCAAAACAUGUCGGGCGAAAGGCAAUGAAAGCGUAAAGAGACCGACAGCAUUUCUGAAUAUUGAUGCCAAAUGAGUAGUCGCUCACCUGGGAAAAGGAAAUCGCUGGACUCUUUGACAACUCUUGAAAUCAGUUUAACUCGCAGUUGUCGUAACCGGUCUAUUGAAACCGGUCGUUUGUACAAUAAAGCAAGUAGGACGCCAAGUGUUAUUUUGUUGAAUAAUAAAAGAAUAAAUAUCAUAUCUCUUCAAACUGUAAAUUAUAAACGAUCCUGAGAGAAUAUUCAGUGUGUUAAGGAUUUUCCUGCUGUACUGUUAGCUCUAUACAAGAGAGGAAUGGCGAUUCUUUUUUAAUUUCCGUUUCGAUGACACAGCUUUAGCAGAAAUCUCUCUUUAGUCGUUUUCGUCGACAAAACGAAUAGCAAUAUCGCUCUCCGCGUCUUCCGCCAUUUUUUUAGCGUCAAUUCGUGUAUGGUCGGCCAUUUGUUUCAAAAUUAUGACCCGAUAUACGUGCGGUUUUUUCCCACGUAUACUUGCAAUCAUUCCUGCUACACGAUAUACGUUCGUUUUUUUGUCACGUAUACUUGCGUUUUAUUCCUAAGUAUAUGACCAUUUUCUUCUAUUGACAAAUGGUUCUCCUUUCACAUAUCUUGCUUAGAACUUUGUAUCCCCUUUAACUGCUGGAAACCCGCACUGUCAUAAAAUAGGAAUCAGUCACAAAUGUAGAACGCUUUCUCGACGGGUAAGGGGUUGGACCUCGGGGUGGAGCCUCCCCGUACAAAUAUUUGUUAAGUACCUCUCCGGGAUUUCGGGUGGAGCCUCCCCGUAUAGGCCAUCAUAGGGAGUACCCUCUCCCCUGGCAUAGGAAGAAAUAAUCACAUCCCCGGACAAAGAAACUUACAUGCAUGCAUGUAGUUAUUCCACAGAUCCAUGAUUUACGGAGAAAACCAUAGAAACUACAAUCUCUAUUUAGCCGUAAUACUAAAUUAAAGCUUUAGGCUUAAACAAAGGUCAAAGAAAAUUAAAACACUUUACAACUGCAUCUGAGGUCAACUUCUAGCAGGAAGACCUAAAGAACCAUAAACCACAGGAGAUGAUUACUCAGUAUGCAGGUAAUUAUCUGUAGUGCUAGUAACUUUAAGUUUAACUUAAUUAUUCCAUCGUUCAUAUAGUACAAAACUCAGUAAAGCCAAAGCCGGGGGCUUAUACGACCUGUGGUCAAAAUAACAGAAAUUAUUUUAUGUAGAAAUGAAGUCAUUGAAGGCUAAAUUUCGAAACUAAAACAAGAUACAAAACUUAAAUUAAGUAAUGCAAGCAGUCCUAUAGCAGAGGUAAAACUAGAAGUACUAGUGACAAAUAAACUAACAAUAAACUAUGAUAAUCCUGCGCUAAUUCAAUCCAGGCUUAAAAAGUAAAGUUUUAGUUUCUAUUUAAAGUCAGUGGUGGUAAGGCUGUUACAGAGAGUGAAGGGUAUAUCAGUGGGAUAUCCUUGGCCAAAUAAUCGGGGCGUGAGAACUAAUAGCAAAUUGAUACCUGAGGGACAUUUUAUGCAAGUUGAACGAGAACGAGUUAGAUAACCAUGAAAAUCACAAUUAAAGUGGAGGAGCACUAAGGAAAGAGAGGCAGGUGGAAGGCUAUUAAAGUCAGUGAGAAUACCAGGGAAAUAAUAAAAAGCUUCGAGACUAGGAGGCUUAGAACGUGUUCGUGGAGGCGAAAAGGUGGUAAUUCGCGCGCGAGAGAGAAAAGAAGAAAAACCAAUCUGUUCAAGCAGACUCUCAAGGUCAUGUUUCACAUUAUCAAGAGCUUAUGAGUCGUGUUUUGCCUGUCGGACGCUAAUUUCUAACUGAAUCGAUCGUUGUUUCGGUCAGCAUUUGUGAAAUAGCGUACACAGUCUCUCAAGAGACAAUCCACGGAUUCCAACAAAUCGGUUGUCGGGGAGCCAACAACCACCACUACUGGCGGUGAGGGCAGUGAAUAAGAACCAAACCUUGCUCGAAAUUAACGCGGCCAUUGUGGCCAUGCUUGAUUCAGACUGAAGUUAGUUUUCAGCUCCAUCGUACAUGAAGGGGGUUUUUUGGUGACGGUAUAAUUCGGUGCCUCUUGUACGACGACUUUCUGUGACCCCAUAUACCACGUGCUUGUUUGUAACGCAUAUAUAUGGGAUAUUUUGUGCGCAUAUAUAUGCGCGUUUGUAAGAAAAUGGUCAUAUACUUGGGAAUAAAACGCAAGUAUACGUGACAAAAAAACGUACGUAUAUCGUGUAGCAGGAAUGAUUGCAAGUAUACGUGGGAAAAACCGCACGUAUAUCGUGUCAUAAUUUUGAAACAAAUGGCCGACCAUAUUCGUGAAGGACGCGUGGCUCUGAGCGUGGGUCAUCCACGCGGAACACAUUCGCGCUAUGUGAUUGGCUGUUGUCUAAUUCCCCACGGGAUCUGUGGUCUUAAAAAUAACUUGAGACGAAUUACCUAUGGAAUAGGGUGUGUAUGGGGGAUGCCUUCUCUGUCCCCUUAAUCCUCUCUUGGGGUUCAUCUAACCUGCGUGCGCGACAUGCGCUUGGAAGUAAUAUAAUAAGCGCAACGAAUUCUAUCUCGCAUAUACUUCCACGCAGCUAUCUCGAGAGAGGAACGUGUCGCGAAAGCCUCAAAACAUUCACGUUGCGGACGAAACACUGUUAUCAUCGUAUAAAUCUUUAAUGUUGGUAUCUCUUUUUUUAGACUUCAGAAGGAUCGGAAGUCAAAUAAAGCAGAAUUAAAGAAAGCCGUGAAGAUUGCAAAGAAAGGCUUGUGUUUUAUUAAGAUCACGUGA